Fonsecaea multimorphosa CBS 102226 is the source of this 870-nucleotide messenger RNA. RefSeq lists its product as uncharacterized. Gene Ontology annotation, biological process: secondary metabolic process. Gene Ontology annotation, molecular function: carboxy-lyase activity; hydrolase activity. Bases 1 to 870 code for a protein of 289 amino acids. Lineage: Eukaryota; Fungi; Ascomycota; Eurotiomycetes; Chaetothyriales; Herpotrichiellaceae. The transcript is spliced from 2 exons. Gene Ontology annotation, cellular component: cytoplasm. The record is from RefSeq and is a predicted model, not a curated record.
AUGAAAUUUCCUAUCGUGGAUGUGUGGGCAAAUCCCUUCGCCCUUGACGGUGUGCCAGAAGCCCAGCGGCUCUUUCAACAGAGUCAUGCCGAUCCCGACUUUCUGGCUCGUCGACCGACGCCCCAGGAAUUGGUGGCCUUGAUGGACUCAGCCGGGAUGUCGCAGAUCUGUCUGGCAUCGUGGCGUCGGCCUGGCAAAGUGGUCUUCUCCAAUGACCAAGUCGCCCAGUUCACCAGGGCCUAUCCUGAUCGCAUCUUCGGUCUUGCGUCUGUGGACUUGCUGGACCCGGUGAACGCCGUCAAAGAACUCGAGCAUUACGUGGUGAACGAGGGCUUCAAGGGCUUGCGUGUCGUGCCGUGGUUAUGGGGUCUGCCACCCACUGAUGCUCAUUACUGGCCGUUGUACGUCAAGUGCAUCGAGCUCGACAUCCCGUUCUGUACCCAGGUUGGCCACACAGGCCCUCUGUGUCCGAGCGAAACGGGACGCCCGAUACCUUAUAUCGACACCAUUGCACUCAAAUUCCCCCAACUAAAAAUCAUAUGCGGCCACAUAGGAUAUCCUUGGACGGCCGAAAUGGUAGCCGUCGCCUGGAAGCAUGAGAACGUCUAUAUCGAUACCAGCGCAUAUCUUCCAAAAUAUUAUCCCACAGAACUGAUCACCUUUGCAAACACAGUUGGGCGCAAAAAGGUCAUGUUUGGGACGAACUUUCCCCAGCUCACUUGGAACGCUUGUGUAGAUAGCGUCAAGAAACACCUAUUGGGAGAAGAAGGCUUGCGGCGCGAAGUGGUUGCAGCGUUCAUGGGCGGCAAUGCGAGGCGGGUGUUGAAGCUAGAUGCUCCCUCUCCGCAGAAAGUAAGGGCCUCGCUUUGA